AUGCCGGCAGCAGCCCAUCACCAUGGCAUCCGCGCUGCCGGCAGGAACUGCCUGCCCUUUUCCCAGCCUUUGCAGCCAAGAGGCCGCCAGUGCGCCCUGCGCCGCCUCCCUGGCCCCCGACACCUCUCGGGGGGCUUCAACCCGAACUCCCCCAAAGCCCCGGUGCCACAGGCGCAGGCUGGGGUGGCGCUGGCCGAUCCCUGGUGGAAGAUGACGGUCCCCAUGCCCAACAGCUCGGCGGUGCCGUGGGCACGGCCGGAGACGGAGCUGGAGAGGUCACCCUGCCUGGUCGGCAUCAUCCCCGUCGUGUAUUACAGCGUCCUGCUGGGGCUGGGGCUGCCAGUGAACAUCCUGACUGCCGUGGCCCUGUCCCGCCUGGCCACCAGGACCAAGAAAUCGUCCUACUGGUACCUGCUGGCCCUGACCACCUCCGACAUCCUCACCCAGAUCUUCAUCAUCUUCGUGGGCUUCAUCCUGCAGACAGCCAUCCUGGCACGGGCGGUGCCCAGCGCCUUCAUCCAUACCGUCAACGUGCUGGAGUUCACGGCCAACCACGCGUCCACCUGGGUCACCGUCCUGCUGACCGUGGACCGCUACGUGGCCCUGUGCCACCCUCUGCGCUACCGCACUGUGUCCUACCCGCGGCGCACCCGCAAGAUCAUCGCGGCCGUCUUCGCCGUGGCCCUGGCCACCGGCAUCCCCUUCUACUGGUGGCUGGACAUGUGGCGUGACGCCGACCCCCCCACGGCGCUGGACACGGCGCUCAAGUGGCUGCACUGCGUCACCAUCUACUUCCUGCCCUGCAGCAUCUUCCUGGCCACCAACUCCGUCAUCAUCCGCAAGCUGAAGCGGCGGAGGCGCGCAGGGGGCGGCAAGACCACGGCCCUUCUGCUGGCCGUCACCACCGUCUUCGUCGUGCUCUGGGCUCCCCGGACCAUCGUCAUGAUGUGCCACCUCUACGUGGCCUCGGUCAGGAGGGACUGGCGCGUGCACCUGGCCUUGGACAUCGCCAACAUGGUGGCCAUGCUCAACACCUCCCUCAACUUCUUCCUCUACUGCUUCGUCAGCCAGACCUUCCGCCGCACGGUGGGCGAGGUGCUGCGGGGACAGCCCCGGCAGGACACCCGCCGUGGCAGUGGUCACUUCCCUCCCCCAGCCCUGAAACCGCUGAAGCUGCUGGGCAGCACCGCGCUCUGA
This is a messenger RNA of Pseudopodoces humilis (Tibetan ground-tit), 1197 nucleotides long. NCBI's taxonomy places the organism in Eukaryota, Metazoa, Chordata, Aves, Passeriformes, Paridae. The record is from RefSeq and is a predicted model, not a curated record.